This is a messenger RNA of Halteromyces radiatus, 1211 nucleotides long. RefSeq lists its product as uncharacterized. NCBI's taxonomy places the organism in Eukaryota, Fungi, Mucoromycota, Mucoromycetes, Mucorales, Cunninghamellaceae. The coding region runs from base 17 to 1132 and encodes 371 amino acids. The record is from RefSeq and is a predicted model, not a curated record. Gene Ontology annotation, molecular function: FMN binding; oxidoreductase activity. The transcript is spliced from 2 exons.
UUUUUUUUUUUUAAUAAUGCCUUCCAUUACUCCUACUUUAUUCACUCCCAUCAAGAUCGGAAAACAUACUUUACAACAUAGAAUUGUGCUUCCUCCUUUGACAAGAAUGCGAAAUGAUGACGACCACAAGCCCACUGAUGACAGUGUCGAAUACUACAAACAACGUUCUACUCCAGGUGGAUUACUUAUUGCAGAAGGCACUGUUAUUUCACACGAUGCUGGUGGUUAUCCUGGAACACCUGGUAUCUAUACAACUGAACAAAUCGAGGCUUGGAAAAAAGUGACGGAUGCUGUUCAUGAUAAGGGCGCAAUCAUCUUUCUUCAAAUCUUUCAUCAUGGUCGAACAUCACCUGCUUAUAUGUUCCCUGAUAAUCAUCCUCCUGUGUCAGCCUCUCCAAUUGCUGUGAAAGGUAUCUCUUAUGUGGGGUUUCCCUAUGAAACCCCUCGUGCUUUGGAAAUUGAAGAAAUCCAAUCCAUCACUCAAGAUUUCGUUCGUGCUGCCGAAAACGCUAUUGCUGCAGGAUUUGAUGGCGUAGAGAUUCAUGCUGCCAAUGGUUAUCUUUUGGAUCAAUUCAUCAAUACAUCAAGUAAUAAACGUACUGAUCAAUACGGUGGGUCAAUACAGAAUCGAGCUCGAUUCCCGUUAGAAGUGGUGGAUGCUGUGGCAAAGGCUAUUGGUGAUGACAAGACUGCUAUUCGUUUUAGUCCUUGGUCUGAAUUUCAAGAUAUGGAAGAUGAUACACCUGUUGCUACAUGGAGUUACAUUACUGAACAACUUGAAAAAACCCACCCUGGAUUGGCGUAUCUUCACUACAUCGAACCUCGUGUGAAUCUUUUGCUAGAUGGUCCUGAAGAAGGUGAGAAGGUGGAUACACUUGACCCUUUCCGUGCUCUCUGGUCUGGUCCUUUUAUUUCUGCUGGUCAUUAUACUUUUGAUAUCAAAUCUUCUUUUCAUCGUGCUGAAACAUCACCCAAUAAUUUGGUGGCUAUAGGUAGAGCUUUCACCAGUAAUCCUGAUUUGGUGGAACGCAUACGCAACAACUGGCCGAUUGCUCCGUAUCAUCGUCCUACUUUAUAUUCCACUGGACCUGUUGGCUACAUCGAUUUCCCUCCUUACAGCAAAAACAAUUAGUUAGUGUUAUAUACCUUUAAAUGCUGUAGAUUAUUUUCAAUCAAAUAAAAUAUAUACCUUUUUUUAAUUAUUUUUACAA